UGGCCGGGACGGGGGCGGGCUCUCCGGGCCCCCAUUGGCUACGGCCCCCUCCACACCAGGGCUCCCCCCAUCUCCCCCCGACAACAGUCCGUCCCGGUUCCAGCUGCUGCAGCCGCGCCUUCACCGCCUCGGCAUCCAGCCGACCCCUGCUCCGGCUUGGCAUGGCGACCCCGACCCAGGUCACCACAAAGGUUCCUCAGGAACCUGACCCAUUUUACUACGACUAUGACACUGUCCAGACCGUGGGCAUGACUCUGGCCACCAUAUUGUUCCUGCUGGGCAUCCUCAUCAUCAUCAGCAAGAAGAUGAAGUGCAGGAAGGCGGACUCCAGGUCUGAGAGCCCAACAUGCAAAUCCUGUAAGUCGGAGCUUCCCUCCUCAGCCCCUGGAGGUGGCGGCGUGUAGACCAGCCCUGGGCACCUCCACUACUGUCCCUGCCUGAUUGCGGGAACCUGAGGACCAGGUGGAGGCGGUGGGGACCCCAGCCUUGCCCAGGGAGCGCUCCCCUGAAUGAGCCGUCCCACCUACUCCAAGGCUGGAGCCGCUGCACCUCCCCAGGCCUUGGCAAUUACGACCCCCCAAAGAGCCCGUCUGCAUCCCAGACCCAGGGACUCAGGCCUCCAGCUCCUGGGGUCCCGGGAGUCCACCCUCAGCCCCCCACAAUCCCUGUGUGCUACUCCCCGGCACCUCCCUGCUCCCCGCACCCUCAGCGUCUAUGUCUUGAGCUUAAUAAAUGUGCAUUUGGUUUUUCCCCCUG
This is a messenger RNA of Lagenorhynchus albirostris (white-beaked dolphin), 756 nucleotides long. RefSeq names its product FXYD domain containing ion transport regulator 7 (gene FXYD7). Lineage: Eukaryota; Metazoa; Chordata; Mammalia; Artiodactyla; Delphinidae. Gene Ontology annotation, cellular component: membrane. The transcript has 6 exons. Gene Ontology annotation, biological process: regulation of sodium ion transmembrane transporter activity. Bases 162 to 404 code for a protein of 80 amino acids. Gene Ontology annotation, molecular function: sodium channel regulator activity. The record is from RefSeq and is a predicted model, not a curated record.